CCUCCUUAUCCAAAGUCCUUCCUUAUCCCAACACUCUACAAACAGGGAGAAAGCGAGACACAGAAAUGUGGUGCAAUUCCACUUCCAUUACUACGCUUUCCUUUCUUCAAACAACUACCCAUCACUCCCAGCUCUCCAAUGGAGUUGGCCGAAAUUCCCUUCAAAUUGUUCCCCUCCGCCGCCUCUCCGUCGAAGCCGCCGCCACGACAAGGAGGGAGGACCGAACUGCUCGUCACAUCCGCAUUCGCAAGAAGGUGGAAGGGACGCCGGAGAGGCCGAGAUUGUGUGUUUUUCGGUCCAACAAACACAUCUAUGCUCAAGUAAUUGAUGAUACAAAGAUGCACACUCUUGCUUCAGCCUCAACAAUGCAGAAACCCAUCUCAGAGGAGUUCGAUUACUCCUCCGGCCCAACUAUUGAAGUUGCCAAGAGAGUGGGUGAAGCCAUAGCUAAAGCUUGUCUCGAGAAAGGGAUCGAGAAGGUGGCUUUCGACCGAGGUGGUUACCCCUACCAUGGCCGGAUCGAGGCUCUAGCCGAUGCUGCAAGGGAGCAUGGCCUGCAGUUUUGAAGUUAAAAACAGUGAGUAGGCUAUUCUUCAAGCUAAUUUAUCAUCCCUUUUCUUUCACUAUGCUGUUGUGGGAAUCAAUGUUUGUCAAAUAUUCAUGAAAAUAUCUUGCCAAAAACUUGUCUUCAUGUUCAUAUGUAAUUUCUUGUGACAAUUCAUGAAGAAUCAUGCGGCUUUCCUUA
Messenger RNA from Salvia hispanica, 745 nucleotides. Its product is annotated as large ribosomal subunit protein uL18c-like. NCBI's taxonomy places the organism in Eukaryota, Viridiplantae, Streptophyta, Magnoliopsida, Lamiales, Lamiaceae. Gene Ontology annotation, cellular component: ribosome. Gene Ontology annotation, molecular function: 5S rRNA binding; structural constituent of ribosome. Gene Ontology annotation, biological process: translation. The record is from RefSeq and is a predicted model, not a curated record.